Rhizoctonia solani is the source of this 1461-nucleotide messenger RNA. RefSeq names its product ICE-like protease (caspase) p20 domain protein. The transcript is spliced from 6 exons. The coding region runs from base 1 to 1461 and encodes 486 amino acids. Gene Ontology annotation, molecular function: cysteine-type endopeptidase activity. The record is from RefSeq and is a predicted model, not a curated record. Lineage: Eukaryota; Fungi; Basidiomycota; Agaricomycetes; Cantharellales; Ceratobasidiaceae. Gene Ontology annotation, biological process: proteolysis.
AUGGUAGAGCCCCUUGCAAUCGCAGAAACCAAAGAACUUGGAUUGUCAUUCGAUAGUGCCAUUUUGGCAAGCAAUUCUACAGACAUCGAUAACAACAACUCGUUUUACGCCCUAGUCAUCGGCAUCAAUGAUUAUCCGAAUCUCGAUCGACUCUCAGGAGCCAUUGCGGACGCAGAUAGAGUGGUUAAAUUCUUGUCUACCAAUCUCCAAGUUCCUUUAGACCACAUAAUCAAUCUUCGAAACGAGGAGGCAUCUCGAGCUGCCAUAAUUCAGGGCUUCUUUAAACUCCGCGACGACCCACGUAUCGUCAAAGGAGAUCCCAUAUUCAUAUACUAUGCUGGACAUGGGGGAUCAUGGAGAGAAAAACGGAACAGUGGUGCGGCGAACGAAGUCCAGGUUAUCUUUCCGUAUGAUUAUGGUGACCAAGAAAUGGAGUCUGACCGCCUCAUCAACUGCAUUCCCGAUCAGACAAUCGCCACAUUACUUAACAGUCUUUCCGAAGAGAAGGGGAAUAAUAUAACAGUUGUGUUUGACUCGUGUCAUUCUGCAUCAGGAAGCAGAGACGGAUCUGGAGUGUUUCCCUCCAUGCAGCCGCGCUGUGCCCGCUUCUACAUGAUAUACCAUGCGAUCUUGAUGACGACAUACUCGGGGCAGCUCCUGCUCGUCGAAGAAAAUCGCGUUCGGUGGAACCCAUACUUUGCACUGAUCAAGGAUCUCAUGCUUCAACUGCGUCUAUAUGCACGCCAGCUGAAUGCUGGAACAGGCAACGAACUCAAAGUGUGGUUCUCGCCCCAGGCUGCAAGGAUGCUUUUUCAUGACAGUGAUCGAGAGACCUCGCAAAUUAGCAUGCCUUCCAAGCACGAGGUCGCCCCAGAAAGUUUAGAAGUGGCGUUUUCGAUAUGUGAUUCAAUAGCCCAAGCACAUGGUGUCUCAAAACUAGAGCAACGGAAACCCGCUCAAAGACGUAACGUCGAGUCGGUGCUAUUUGCCGCCGCGAAAUGGAACUGGCAUCUCCGGCGUAUCAAUGAACAGCACAUCAAGGAAGGCCGUCAUUCAGUAAUAGAAAUGGGAAUGUACAAAGUUGGCCAGAGCAUUAGAGCUAACCGCCGGGAAUUGUUCCAAGAUCCCGAGUCUGUGCAGUUACAUACGAUGAAACAGUUAUCCAACAAAAGGAGCGUUCCACUCUAUGUCAGUAUGUUCUUCUUUGAUGCAACAGACUUCUCCAUUGUGCACCUUUUUGGACAUAGCGCGUCGAACGGCCAGGGUGAUCCGGAGCUUCCUGCCGAUGGAGAACUCUUUAUUGGCGACGCUGUUGACGGUGGCUCUCCGCUCAAGUUCACUAUUCCCCUUACAAAGAAGGUUGAAGUAGGGCACUUGAAGUCUUUUGGUCCACUGACCCACUCGAACUGGAUCACGUUCCUCAACCAUCGGCCUUUGAUUCCAGGUCGAGCCGGGGGGUAA